UCUAACCAGACUUGUUGCAGGGUAAGUUGCCCCACCCCCCUUUCUUGUCGUAAACCUCAAACCAAUCGGGAUUUAUUCAUGCAAAUAACAGUUUCAUCAUCUAUGCUACAGUUUCGAUAUUUACCUACUAGGUAGGUGCAUGUGGUAUAAAGUAUCGUUGAUUACAAAUGUCGAAAGCAUAAGGCAUUAUUAAACAGUCGAUAAGAUCAGUAAUUCGCAAUAUGGCAGCACUUUGUCGUCAUGACCUGCAGUCCUCUGGAUCAACCCCUCGCGAAUAUGUAUUUAUAAUAACCGCUGCCCCGCUGGAAAGUUUACCCAUAUCUUGUAUAUAAGAAUAUAGUAGUGACCCUUUGAAUCGUAUCAAAUAACUAUCAAAUUGAACCUUGCUACCUUACCUACCUAUCUACCUACAAAGCAUACCUGAUAUCUAAAUCAUCAUGGCAGACAAAUUGUACAUUUCCGAGACGCCUGCUGACGUCAAGAACGCCAAGGGUCUUCAUCUCAUCACACAAAACACGCCAAAUGGCCAGGCCGUACAGAUUCUCUUGGAAGAACUAGCCGAAACAUACGGGACGGCGUGGACCACGACUCUGAUCAACAUCUCUACUAACGAACAGAAGAAGGAGUGGUUCUUACGACUGAACCCCAAUGGCCGUAUCCCGACGCUAAUCGACAACAACCAGAGCCCUCCUUUCCCUGUCCACGAGACAUCCGCCCAGCUCCUCUAUCUCUUGAAUGCCGCAGACAAGGACAAUCAAUUCGGCUUCAAAGACCAGCUCGAACAAAGCGAGCUGAUCCAAUGGACCUUCUUCUGGCAUGGAUCCGGAGCUCCGUACCAGGGCCAGGUCAAUCAUUUUACGCGAGUUGCGCCCGAGAAAAUUGACUACGCCAUCAAUCGCUUCAAGAACGAAACUAUCCGCGUCUACGGCGUGCUCGAGAUCCGACUCUCUGGAAAGUACACCGGCGAGCCGCGAGAGUAUCUAGCCGGCAAGGGCAAAGGCAAGUACUCGGUGGCAGACAUCAAGACAUGGCCUUGGGUCAAGGGGUGGGACAGGAGCGGCUUCACGCAGGAGGAGAUCGGGCAGUUCCCGCACUUGCUACAGUGGAUUGAGCGCAUUAAGCAGCGACCUGCUGUGCAGAAGGGAAUCGGGGCCAAGUAUAACCAAUAAUUUAAGCGACAGAUAGGUAUGUAGCUACUUAGAAAAGGUUACCUAGGUACUGCAUUUAUAUAUGGUCUGAUGUUGAAUU
Messenger RNA from Hypoxylon fragiforme, 1248 nucleotides. RefSeq names its product glutathione S-transferase. The transcript has 2 exons. Bases 438 to 1169 code for a protein of 243 amino acids. Lineage: Eukaryota; Fungi; Ascomycota; Sordariomycetes; Xylariales; Hypoxylaceae. The record is from RefSeq and is a predicted model, not a curated record.